Messenger RNA from Sus scrofa (pig), 6595 nucleotides. RefSeq names its product ATPase secretory pathway Ca2+ transporting 2 (gene ATP2C2). Lineage: Eukaryota; Metazoa; Chordata; Mammalia; Artiodactyla; Suidae. Gene Ontology annotation, biological process: calcium ion transport. Gene Ontology annotation, molecular function: ATP hydrolysis activity; ATP binding; P-type calcium transporter activity. The record is from RefSeq and is a predicted model, not a curated record. Gene Ontology annotation, cellular component: membrane.
GGGGCGGGGCCUCACCUGCGGCGGGCAGGUAGGCGGCUACCUGGAAACCUGGGCCUGGCCCGGGAGGCUUGGGCGCGCGCAGCCAGCCUCGGCCACGCCAGGGACCGAGGGACGCAGGGAGGCGCGGCCACCGGCGGGACGGGAGCCUGGGCAAGAGGCCUCCGGCCGCUCACCAUGGUCAAAGGACGCUUUUCCAAGUUCCUGCAGAAAUUCGCCUUCUCGCGUGCGAGUCACCAGUACGAGCCGCUGGAGGGGGCCGAGUUGGACACCUUGAUUGAUGAACAAUAUGAGCUGAAAGCCAUCGAGAAAGAGAAGGCGGUCGUCGCCCUGCCCCCCAAGGAAGCGAGCAAAUGCCACAGAGAGGAUCUGGCCAAAGCAUUUUACGUGGAUCUACAGACCGGCCUGUCGGAGUUCGCGGUCACGCAGCGCAGGCUGGUCCACGGCUGGAACGAGUUUGUCGCUGACAACACGGAACCCGUGUGGAAGAAAUACCUGGGUCAGUUUAAGAACCCCCUGAUCCUGCUGCUUCUGGCCUCUGCCCUGGUGAGCGUCCUUACGAGGGAGUAUGAGGAUGCCGUCAGCAUCGCCGUGGCCGUGCUGAUUGUGGUCACCGUCGCCUUUAUCCAGGAGUACAGGUCAGAGAAAUCUCUGGAAGAGCUGACCAAGCUGGUGCCUCCUGAAUGUAACUGCAUCAGGGAAGGGAAACUCCAGCAUCUGCUUGCACGUGACCUGGUGCCCGGAGACAUCGUGUCGCUCUCCAUCGGCGACCGGAUCCCUGCGGACAUCCGUCUCACGGAGGUCACAGACCUCCUGGUGGAUGAGUCCAGUUUCACGGGGGAAGCCGAGCCGAGCAGUAAGACAGACACCCCGCUGACGGGCGGGGGCGACCUCACGACCCUCAGCAACAUCGUCUUCAUGGGGACCCUGGUGCAGUGCGGGAAGGCACAGGGUGUCGUGAUCGGAACAGGAGAAAGGUCCCAGUUCGGAGAAGUGUUUAAGAUGAUGCAGGCCGAGGAGACGCCUAAAACUCCUCUGCAAAAAAGCAUGGACAAGCUGGGGAAACAGCUGACACUCUUCUCAUUUGGCAUAAUUGGCCUGAUCAUGUUCACGGGCUGGUUGCAGGGGAAGCAGCUCCUCAGCAUGUUCACCAUCGGGGUCAGCCUGGCUGUGGCUGCCAUCCCCGAGGGUCUGCCCAUCGUUGUCACCGUCACGCUGGUCCUGGGCGUGCUGCGGAUGGCCAGGAAGCGGGUCAUUGUGAAGAAGCUGCCGAUCGUGGAGACUUUAGGUUGCUGCAAUGUCAUCUGUUCUGAUAAGACGGGGACUCUGACAGCCAAUGAAAUGACUGUCACCCAACUUGUCACGUCUGAUGGGCUCCAUGCCGAGGUCAGCGGUGUUGGCUACAACGGCAAAGGGACCGUCUGUCUUUUACCCUCAAAGGAAGUCAUUAAGGAGUUUUCCAACGUCUCAGUGGGGAAGUUAGUGGAGGCAGGCUGUGUCGCCAACAAUGCCAUCAUCAGGAGGAACACCGUGAUGGGGCAGCCCACCGAGGGCGCCUUGAUCGCCUUGGCAAUGAAGAUGGACUUAAGUGAAAUUAAAGAUUCAUACGUGAGGAAAAAAGAGAUUCCAUUCAGCUCGGAGCAGAAGUGGAUGGCGGUUCAGUGCAGCCCCAGAAAUGAGGAGCAGCCGGAAGACGUGCACUUCAUGAAGGGGGCCUUCGAGGAGGUCAUCCGCUACUGCACCACGUAUAACACGGGCGGCAUCCCUCUGCCGCUGACGCCCCAGCAGAGAGCCUUGUGGCAGCAGGAGGAGAAGAGGAUGGGGUCGCUUGGCCUGCGGGUGCUGGCCCUGGCUUCCGGGCCCGAGCUGGGGAGGCUGACCUUCCUGGGUCUCGUGGGAAUCAUCGACCCCCCGAGGGCUGGUGUGAAAGAGGCGGUCCACGUGCUCUCCAAGUCGGGCAUGUCCGUGAAAAUGAUAACGGGAGACGCUCUGGAGACGGCCUUGGCCAUAGGACGGACCAUCGGCCUGUGCAGCGAGACGCCGAGUGCCAUGUCUGGGGAGGAGGUGGAGAGCAUGGAGCAGGGCAAGCUGGCUGAGCGCGUUGGGCAGGUAUCGGUCUUCUUCAGAACCAGCCCCAAGCACAAACUCAAAAUCAUCAAGGCUUUGCAGGAGUCAGGCGCGAUCGUGGCCAUGACAGGGGACGGGGUGAACGACGCGGUGGCCCUGAAGUCAGCGGACAUCGGGAUCGCCAUGGGGCAGAUGGGCACCGACGUGAGCAAGGAAGCCGCCAACAUGAUCCUGGUGGACGACGACUUCUCAGCCAUCAUGAACGCGGUGGAGGAAGGCAAGGGGAUUUUUCACAACAUCAAGAACUUUGUCCGAUUUCAGCUGAGCACGAGCAUCUCCGCCUUGAGCCUCAUCGCGCUGUCCACCGUGUGCGACCUGCCCAGCCCCCUCAACGCCAUGCAGAUCCUGUGGAUCAACAUCAUCAUGGACGGGCCGCCCGCGCAGAGCUUGGGGGUGGAGCCGGUGGAUGGGGACGCCCUGCGGCAGCCGCCGCGCAACCUCAAGGACACCAUCCUCAGCAGAGCCCUCACCCUGAAAAUCCUCCUGUCGGCCGCCGCCAUCAUCAGCGGCACCCUCUUCAUCUUCUGGAAAGAGAUGCCCGCAGACAAAGCCAGCACCCCGCGCACCACGACCAUGACCUUCACCUGUUUCGUGCUCUUCGACCUGUUCAACGCCUUGACCUGCCGCUCCCAGACCAAGCUGAUCUGCGAGAUCGGCUUCCUCCGGAACCGCACGUUCCUCUACUCCGUGCUCGGCUCCAUCCUGGGGCAGCUGGCGGUGAUUUACGUGCCGCCCCUGCAGAAGGUCUUCCAGACGGAGAACCUGGGGGCGCUCGAUCUGCUGCUUUUAACCGGCUUGGCCUCAUCCGUGUUCGCCGUGUCCGAGCUCCUCAAACUAUGCGAAAGGCUCUGCUCCAGGGCCAAGAACGCACAGGCGCACCAGGAAGACGUAUGAUGGACUCCGACCAUGUAAAAACCCUAAAUCUCUAUUUUUAUGUACCGGAGGCCCUCUUCCGCCCUCCCUCUUCCGAGGGGUGUUUCCCGUGUCAGGUCCCACACGGGCUCUUCCGGGGACACCAGCGGGAAGUGGCGGCCCAGCCCCCCGUCUGUCCACCGUGCUCCCCGAGGGGCCCUGGGACAGCGAGGAGCCGGCUCAGAACGCCUUGCUAUUUAUUAAAUCCCGGUGAUUUUUAUUAACCACGUCUCUGUGCUGUAGCUCCGUGCCAUGCUGCCCAGACAGGGUGGGAAGCCCGAGGGACCAAGGACGGGACCUGGGCUUCUGGUUGCUGUGCCUGAUUGAGGCCCCAUCUCCUCAUCCAUAAAAGGGGGGUUUUGGGUAUUUUUGUGAAGUGCGGUGUCAGGGGCCUGAUGAUAAUUUAAUCAGCGCUUUCCUCCAAGUGGCCAGGUUGGAAACUCAGCCUCGGGGUCAUGGCCCCAUUCAUGGGGAAAAGUCGCAUUCCGAGCAGGCCGAACCGAGGUCCCUGGCCUCUCCCCCCAGCACGGGGACUAUUCCCCGCCUGUCUGAGAAGCCCGUAUCUGCCCGGCUCCAAGGCUGUUCUUCACACGCGACUGCCCUUCCAGACGAAAGACGGCGCAGCAGCCAGGGCUGCGGCCUCGGAAAAUGACCACAGAGAACCGGGAGCUGAACCUCGUCGUCCGUGAAACGAAGCCACUGGGACACCCCCGCCCCCAAGUUAUUAGCCAGGGUUUUCGGGAAAAGUCGAACCAACAAGACAGAGUUCCCAUCACUGCUCAGCGGAAAUGAAUCUGACUGGCAUCCAUGAGGACACAGGUUCAAUCCCUGGCCUCGCUUAGUGGGUUAAAGAUCUGGCGUGGCUGUGGCUGUGGUGUGAGCCAGCGGCUAUAGCUCCAAUUUGACCCCUAGCCUGGGAACCUCCAUAGGCUGCGGGUUCGGUCCUAAAAAGACACAAAAAGACAGGAGGGAAAGACAGGUAAGGAAUCAGCUUACGCGAUUGCUGGCACUGGCGAGUCCAGCCUGUUUAGGGCAGGCCAGCAGGCUGGAGACUCCAGAAGGGGUUGGUACUGCAGCCUUCGUCCGAGGCAGCCCUCAGGUCCGAGGCAGAAUUCCCUCCUUCACAGAGGGUCUCAGUCCUUCAACUGACUGGGUGAGGCCCAGCCACCUUUGGAAGGUUACCUGCUGUAUUCAGAGUCUACUGGCUUAAAUGUUAACAUCUAAAAAAUCCCAGCAACGUCUAGGCCCCACGGCCUGGCUAACCUGACACACAAAAGUAAUCACUUGCAGCCAAAGGAGCUGUGAGACAGGCUGCCCGGGGUGGUGACACCCGGGCCAGACCGGCGGAGGAGGGUCACAGGUGGACCCCUGCAGCUCCCGGGCAAAGUCCGCAUUCCUCCCUGGUAGGGUUCACAGCCGCGGAGGAGGUCGCUGUGCUUCUCCCCAAGGGACAGCAGAGCUGAGCGAAGAGACACACAUGCCCACAAGAAGGGAGGGGCCCGGCUGGAGGGACACUUUGGAGGCAGGGGUGCUACCUGCCCACAGCUGCCAACCUUUAGCAGCUGCCUAGACGCAAAGGCCAAAUCACGUCCCAGAGCCUGCGAUGGGGCUUCCCUCCCCGCCCUCUUGAGCAUGUCAGCCAGCUGCUGGCCCAAGAAAUAGCCUUCUUAUUUUAAAAAUAAUAACUAAGGUCGACUGAUACAGGCAAUAACAACAACAAAGUAUUCUUACGCCUUAUUUAUACAAGCGAAGCUAGACUACAAAUGUAAAGGUAAAACAGUAAAGCUUUUGGAAGAAAAAUAGCGAUAAGUAAAAUUUUCCUAAGGAAGACGCAAGCGCCAGCCACAAAGUUGACAAUGAAUCGACUAGACUACGUGCAAGUGAAGACGCUCUUGGAGCUCCCGACGUGGCUCAGCAGUUAAUGAACCCAACUAGCAUCCAUGAGGACACCGAUUCGAUCCCUGGCCUUGCUCAGUGGGUUAGGGAUCCGGCGUUGCCGUGAGCUAGGGUGUAGGUCGCAGACGUGGCUCGGAUCCUGUGUUGCUGUGACUGUGGUGUGGGCCGGCGGCUGCAGCUCCAAUUCAACCCCGAGCCUGGGAACCUCAUACACCACAGGAGCGGCCCAAGAAAAAGACCAAAAAAAAAAAGUGAAGACGCUCUUCUCAUCAAGGAUGGAGUCAACAGGACCCCUAAGCAGCCAGCUUGAUGCCCGAACUAGCUAGAACGCCACCCAUCAACAGCUGAGGACUGUGUGCCAAAAUAAAAACAGCAGAAAACAAUGAAGUCAAAGAUAAAAAUAGAAUAAUCCAAUCAAAAGCUAGUUCUUGGAAAAGACCAAUGAAAGAGUCCGUCUGACCAGAUGUUCAUCAAAGGAGAAAACGAGAUACAAAUUACCAGAGGGGGGAGUGAUGGGUGGUAGGUCACCUCGACCCCUCGAGACAUCCCAAAAAUCAGGCGGCACAAAGAACAAUGUAUUCACAUAAACUCAACAGGUGAGAGCAACUACACCAGUUCCUUGGAAACCAUAAAAAUGCACGAAGAUGAAACAGAUAAUCUGAGUAGUCCUGUAACUAGCAAAGACACUGAGUUGAAAUAGAAAACAGAAUAUACUGCACAUUCGGUCACACAUUUAUAAGCAUUAACUAUGUCAGUAAAACUUUUUUUUUUUUUUUGUCUUUUUUAGGGCUGCACCCGCAGCACAUGGAGGUUCCAAGGCUAGGGGUCCACUUGGAGCUGUAGCACCCAGCCUACACCACAGCCACAGCAACACCAGAUCCAAGCUGCCUGUGAGACCUACACCAUGGCUCCUGGCAACUCCAGAUCCUUAACCCAAUGAGCGAGGCCAGGGAUUGAACCUGCAUCCUCAUGGAUGUUAGAUUCAUUUCCACUGAGCCACAAUGGGAACUCCUAUGUUAGUAAAACUAUGUGAGACUAUUAUAAAGAAACUUUUAAAAUUCAAUAGCAAGAAUAAAUGAAAACUCUUUGAAAAAAAAAAAAAAAAGACACUGAGUUGUCAUUAAAACCCCUAAAAAAAGAAUACCUUGAAAGCAGGAUGGUUUCACUAGUAAAUUUUACUAAACGCUGAAAGAGUUAAGAAUCCUACAUAAUCUCUUCCAGGAAAUAAAAGAGGAGAGAAUACUUUUCAGCCCCUUUUAUGAAGCCAACACUAGCCUGAUACCAAAACCAGACAAACACAGCACUCCAGACCCAACUUCCCUCAGGGACACAGACACAAGAAUCCUCAACAAGGUGUUAGCAAACCUGAUCCAGCCAUCUGUAACAAGUACAAGACACCAGGACUAAGUGGGUUAAUCCAAGAGUGGAAAGCUGGUGCAAUAUCCAAAAAUCACUGUAAUCCGCCAUAUGAACAGCCUAGAGAGAAAAAUAAAAAGACCACAUGAUCAUAACACUUGAAGCAGAAAAAGCAUGAAUAAAAUUCAAGCCCCGUUCAUAAUAAAAAAAAAAAAAUGCAGCAAACUAGGAAAAGAAGGAAACUCCCUGAACCUAAUAACGAGUAUCUACCAAAAAAAACUCUACAGCCAGCAUCAUACUUCAUGAU